Eucalyptus grandis is the source of this 642-nucleotide messenger RNA. RefSeq names its product MDIS1-interacting receptor like kinase 2-like. The transcript is spliced from 2 exons. NCBI's taxonomy places the organism in Eukaryota, Viridiplantae, Streptophyta, Magnoliopsida, Myrtales, Myrtaceae. Gene Ontology annotation, molecular function: protein binding. Bases 1 to 642 code for a protein of 213 amino acids. The record is from RefSeq and is a predicted model, not a curated record.
AUGAAUCAGCUUUACGAAGAGGUCCCCGAGACGAUCUCUCGCCUUGCUAACUUACAAUGGAUCUUGUUGUGCACGAACAAUUUCUCCGGAGGAAUACCGCGUGAUUUCGGCAAGUACAGCCCUUCUCUGAGCGAUGUUUGCUUUUCGGACAACAGCUUCACUGGAGAACUGCCGCGAGAUUUAUGCAGCGGCUUUGCUCUUCGAUAUCUCGCCAUCAAUGGGAAUGACUUCACGGGGCCGCUGCCCGACUGCUUGAAGAAUUGUUCGGGGUUGACGAGAGUCCGUCAGGACAGCAAUCAGUUCACUGCAGAUAUGAGUGCGUUUGGAGUUUAUCCGAAUCUAGACUUUAUAAGCCUCAGCAACAACCAAUUUGUCGGGAAUCUCACGGCACAAUGGGGGAGAGCGUACAAAUCUCACGAAUUUGAAGAUAGAUGCAAUGACUUGACCGGGAAAAUUCCCGACGAGAUGGGAAAUCUAUGGAAGUUGUUGAGCCUGAACUUGAGCAACAACCAUUUGGCUGGAGAUAUUGCCAUCUCGUUAGGGAACUUAUCGAAGCUAAAAGAGAAGAAACGGAACAAAAUCAAGUACCAAAAGAGAAGAAAUGGAUUUGGCUGCUGCUUGGCAAGAAAUUCAACUAGAUAA